UUCCAUCACUCCAACUCCCCUCUGUCUCUUUUCCCACCUUUUUCACUUCAUUUUCUCUCUCCUCAAGAACACCGUUACUUUGUUCUCUGCUAUACAAUUUUCCGGCCAAAACUCCAUUUCCCGGCCGAAAAUUCAGAAAAUAAACUUUCAUCUUCCACCCUUUUAGCUAAACUUUCAAUCUUUAACUUCUACAUAUUUUUUUUAACAAUUUCUGGGUGUUUCUAGUAACCUCCAUUUCCCCCCCUUUUUACUAGGGUUUUGAACUUCAUUUCUUAACCUUUUUUUCUUCAUUUAGUAUCUUGCAUUUACCUCUUUUAUGAAAUUUUUGGUAACUUCAACUUUUCUGUUGUUUUUAUUGCCGUUCCACUUACAUUUUAGCUCAGAACAAGCAAAAAGGUGGGUCUGUUCUCUUGGAAAAUUUGAUUUUACAAAGUGGGUUUUGUUUAUCUGACUAAAAUAUGAAAUGCCUUUCUAAAGUUGUUUAAUUAUUUUUAAAAAUGUUGAAGCUUAAUAUUCUUGUAACUUUGUUAAUUCUGGGAAUAUUUCCUAGUUGUAAUAGUUCAUCUUCUACAAAUCCAUCACUAAAUGAUGAUGUUUUGGGAUUAAUUGUAUUUAAAGCUGAUAUUAAAGACCCAAAUGGGAAAUUAUCUUCUUGGAAUGAAGAUGAUGAUACUCCUUGUAAUUGGUUUGGUAUACUAUGUAACCCUAGAUCCAAUAGUGUUUCUGAGCUUAAUCUUGAUGGUUUAUCUCUCACUGGAAAGCUUGGUAGAGGCCUUCUUCAGCUUCAAUCUCUUCGAAAACUUUCGCUUUCGAAAAACAAUUUUACUGGAAGCAUAAGUCCAGCAUUGGUGAGAUUAUCUAACUUAAGAACACUUGAUUUGAGUGAUAAUAGCUUUUCUGGUGAAUUGCCUUCUGAUUUUUUUAGACAAUGUGGCCCUUUGAGAACUAUCAAUCUAGCUAAUAACAAGUUUUCAGGACAGAUCCCUCAUAGUUUAAGUUCAUGUGUUGGACUUUCUGUUCUUAAUUUGUCGGAUAAUCAGUUUUCUGGGUCUUUACCUUCUGCGAUUUGGGGUUUACAUGCAUUGAGGUCACUUGAUCUGUCUUUUAAUCAAUUAACUGGUGAAAUUCCCUUGGGAAUCGAUGGUUUAUACAAUCUCAGAACUAUUAAUUUGAGUCGAAACCGGCUUACUGGGCCAAUUCCUAAUGAUAUUGGAGGGUGUUCUUUGUUGAAAUCUAUUGAUUUUAGCAGGAAUUUACUUUCUGGGAACUUGCCAAUUACAUUGCUGAAUUUGAGUUUUGUUGGUAAUUUCAACAUGGGUGAGAAUUCAUUUGAGGGUCAGAUUCCUGAAUGGAUUGGAGGAAUGAGAGGGCUUGAGAAUUUGGAUCUCUCAGCUAAUAACUUUACUGGUGUUCUGCCAACUUCUAUGGGGAAACUUAGGUCUUUGAAAGUGUUAAACAUGUCUAUGAAUUCUUUGAGUGGAAGCAUACCAGAAUCAAUGGCUGACUGUGCAACUCUUCAAGUCAUAGAUUUUAGGCAAAAUAUGUUGAGUGGUGAUCUACCUCAGUGGAUUUUUAAGGUGGCUUUGCAAGAAAUUCUGCUCUCUGAAAACAAAAUAGGUGGUGCCUUGGACGAUUCUCUCGCCUGGGCUGAGGAAGUCUCAUAUCAGAGCCUUCAAGCACUGGAUUUGUCCCAUAAUGUAUUAACUGGAACAAUUCCAUCUACACUAGGUGCUUUCACCAACUUACAAUACUUGAAUUUGUCGACGAACGCCUUGAUAGGCGCAAUUCCUAGAAAUGUUGGUGAACUUAAAGCAUUGAAUGUUCUUGAUUUGAGCAGAAAUCAGCUGAAUGGUACCAUACCUUCUGAAAUCGGAAAAGUUUCUUCUCUUCAGGAGUUGGUUCUGGAAAAGAAUUUGAUUGCAGGGAACAUACCUAUUUCCAUUGGGAAUUGCUCGUCACUCUCCGUUCUGAUGUUAUCGCAUAACAGUCUUAAGGGACCUAUACCUGUAGCUGUAGCUAAGCUUGCUGACUUGCAAAUUGUGGAUCUUUCUUUCAAUGAGCUCAGUGGAGCUAUGCCAAAGCAACUAGAAAAUCUUCAGCAUCUCCUAUCCUUCAAUAUUUCACAUAAUAAUCUCCAAGGUGAACUUCCUGGUGGUUUCUUUAACACCAUAUCCCCGUCCUCUGUCUUAAACAAUCCCUCUCUUUGUGGCUCUGCUACGAAAAGAUCUUGUGCCACCGUCCUGCCCAAACCCAUUGUUUUAAAUCCCGACUCCACUGGUGAUCCUUCCUCUAGUUCUUCACUACCUCCUACUUUCACUCACAAGAAAAACCUCCUGAGCAUCUCUUCUCUCAUAGCAAUUGGAGCUGCUGCAGUGAUUGUAAUCGGUGUGAUUGCCAUUACAGUGCUCAACCUUCGUGUCAGAGCUUCGACAUCACGCUCUGCUGCUGCCCUUGCAUUUUCUAAUGGUGAUGUUUAUAGUAAUUCAUCUUCUACGGAUGCCAAUUCUGGAAAGCUAGUCAUUUUCUCUGGAGAACCUGAAUUCAGCACAGGAACCCAUGCUCUUCUCAACAAGGACUGCGAGCUAGGCCGUGGUGGAUUUGGGGCUGUCUACCGGACUGUUCUUCAAAAUGGCCGCCCUGUUGCUAUAAAGAAACUUACUGUUUCAAGUCUUGUCAAGUCACAAGACGACUUUGAAAGAGAAGUGAAGAAGUUGGGGAAAAUCAGACACGAUAAUCUUGUUACGCUUGAAGGGUAUUAUUGGACUCCAUCCCUUCAACUUCUAAUCUAUGAAUUUGUUUCUGGCGGAAGUUUACAUAAACAUCUUCAUGAAGGAGGCGAUGGAAACUUUCUUACGUGGAACGAGCGUUUCAAUAUAAUUGUCGGGAUAGCCAAAGGAUUGUCUCACUUACAUCAAUUGAAUGUGAUCCACUAUAAUCUCAAAUCAAGCAACAUUCUCAUAGACGGCUUGGGUGAGGCAAAAGUGGGGGAUUUCGGGUUAGCAAGACUAUUACCAAUGCUAGAUCGCUACAUAUUAAGUAGUAAAAUUCAGAGUGCACUUGGGUACAUGGCACCUGAGUUUGCAUGCCGAACAGUAAAAAUAACGGAGAAAUGUGAUGUUUAUGGAUUUGGAGUUUUGGUGCUGGAAGUGUUAACAGGAAAAAGACCCGUCGAGUACAUGGAGGAUGAUGUGGUUGUUCUGUGUGACAUGGUAAGAAGUGCGCUCGAAGAAGGGAAAGUGGAAGAAUGUGUUGACGAGCGAUUAAAGGGUGAAUUCCCAGCUGAUGAAGCCAUUCCUGUGAUGAAAUUAGGAUUGAUUUGCACAUCACAAGUACCAUCGAACAGGCCUGAAAUGAGAGAGGUGGUUAAUAUCUUGGAGCUUAUUAGAUGUCCUUCUGAAGGUCAAGACGAGUAACAUGCCUAGAUAUUGACAUGUUGGACUUUACAGAUGAAUCAUCCGGCGAAACGGAAUCCGAUCUUUGUACAAGCAGCGUGUUGUUGAAAAUUGAUUUUUUCUGAUUGUUUGUUCAUUUUUUUUGGCCUUAGCUCUCUGCUUUUGUAGUUUCUCACUGUAACUUGUAAGUUGUAUAAGUAGGGAGUAGCUCUUGCCGGAUUCCUCGUCACCGGAUUCGAAUUUAGCAAACCCUUUUUCAAGUUCUUUAGGUAGUUUUAAUCUUUUGUUUAUGAUUUUGAACUGAAAUGUAACAAGUUCAUUUUGACCAUUGCUUCAUCUAGUUUGGCUUGUUUGAAUCUCUA
Messenger RNA from Amaranthus tricolor (Joseph's coat), 3754 nucleotides. RefSeq names its product probable LRR receptor-like serine/threonine-protein kinase IRK. The record is from RefSeq and is a predicted model, not a curated record. The transcript has 2 exons. Gene Ontology annotation, biological process: protein phosphorylation. Gene Ontology annotation, molecular function: receptor serine/threonine kinase binding; protein kinase activity; ATP binding. Bases 498 to 3413 code for a protein of 971 amino acids. Lineage: Eukaryota; Viridiplantae; Streptophyta; Magnoliopsida; Caryophyllales; Amaranthaceae.